This is a messenger RNA of Octopus sinensis (East Asian common octopus), 766 nucleotides long. RefSeq names its product S-crystallin 1. The record is from RefSeq and is a predicted model, not a curated record. Gene Ontology annotation, molecular function: glutathione transferase activity. NCBI's taxonomy places the organism in Eukaryota, Metazoa, Mollusca, Cephalopoda, Octopoda, Octopodidae. Gene Ontology annotation, biological process: glutathione metabolic process.
CUGCUGAACAUUUCAGUUCGCUUAUCAGUACGACAACGUGCUCACUUCUGAACUGAAUAGCUUCUUAAGCUACAAAUCUUCGAGUUAAUACCACCAACUUCAAUCCUCACCAGUAAAUCAUGCCUUCCUACACACUCCACUACUUCAACCACCGUGGCCGUGCUAGAUCUGCCGUAUGCUGUUCGCAGCUGCUGGUGUCCAGUACAAUGACCGCAGAACGAGUCUUCAGAAUGGGACAGCAUGAGAAACAAGAUGCCAUGCAACAUGAUGCCCAUGUUGGAAUUGGACAACAGGACCCAGAUUCCCCAGAGUAUGCUAUGGCCAGAUAUUUGGCAAGAGAAUUUGGUUUCCAUGGCAGAAACAACAUGGAUAUGGCCAGAGUUGACUACAUUUCAGACUGUUUCUAUGAUAUCAUGGACGACUACAUGAGGAUGUAUCAGGAUGGCAACUGUAGAAUGAUGUUCCAGCGUUCCCGAGAUAUGAGCGGCUCCUCCGAAAAACGCAUGAGAUAUAGGGAAACCUGUAACAGAAUCCUGCCAUUCUUGGAAAGAACUUUGGACAUGCACAGCGGUGGUAGACAGUUUUUCAUGGGUGACCAGAUGACCAUGGCUGACAUGAUGUGCUACUGCGCCCUUGAGAAUCCACUUACGGAUGAACCAUCAAUGCUGAGCAGCUACCCAAAACUGAUGGCACUGAGGAACCGCGUCAUGAGUCACUCUAAGUUGUCUAGCUACCUCCAAAGAAGGACACGUACCGAAUUCUAAGA